AUGCUUACUAAAUCCAAAAGUGCCUAUCCCGAUUCCAAGAAAAAGAGCUGGUACGAGAUAACCCUUGAAGAGGAGGAGGAAGAAGCAGCUCAUAAUUUCAACCAACCAGAGGUAAGAGCUACCCAAUUCAUGGCCGAGAUGGAGAGAUUGGCAGUUAUCGAUGAGAACGAUAACAAAACUAUGGAACCCGAUGCUACUCAAUUGGGAAAGGGAAAAGCGACAGUGGUAUCAGAGGAGUCCGGCGAUGAUGAAUGGAACCUCGACGAUGAUGAAUGGAAAAUGUGCGAGGAUUUUUACACAGAGGAGGAUAUGAUGAAUGAUGAUCAGCUGACUGAAGAGGCAAACGAUUUGCUAAGUAAAGAUCCCAUCUAUAUGGAGUAA
Molecule: messenger RNA, 381 nt
Organism: Arabis nemorensis
Lineage: Eukaryota; Viridiplantae; Streptophyta; Magnoliopsida; Brassicales; Brassicaceae
Source: the annotation of a GenBank genome assembly